AUGGUGCCUUUUGCUCCGCCACUGCGUAAGAAUGCGAUUAGUGUGCAAGUUGUUUGGUUUUGCGACAACAUCGCGCUGAUGCAGCGAUGCCUUGGCACAGAAAAGCCAUGCGAGGAACCGGAAGACCACGACCUCCACGUGAACGAUGUCCCCAGCCAAGGUUUCCUUCCUCCAAUUACGACCUACUCUUCAAAAACAAUGGCAGGAUUAGCCGAAAGUGUGGCAGGCUGGCGACUGGUGGGAGCAGACUGGGUGCUCAAAUAG
Messenger RNA from Symbiodinium necroappetens, 264 nucleotides. The record is from the annotation of a GenBank genome assembly. NCBI's taxonomy places the organism in Eukaryota, Dinophyceae, Suessiales, Symbiodiniaceae.